Messenger RNA from Colius striatus (speckled mousebird), 3372 nucleotides. RefSeq names its product leucine rich repeat containing G protein-coupled receptor 6 (gene LGR6). The record is from RefSeq and is a predicted model, not a curated record. Gene Ontology annotation, biological process: G protein-coupled receptor signaling pathway. Lineage: Eukaryota; Metazoa; Chordata; Aves; Coliiformes; Coliidae. Gene Ontology annotation, molecular function: protein-hormone receptor activity; protein binding; G protein-coupled receptor activity. Gene Ontology annotation, cellular component: membrane. The coding region runs from base 1 to 3372 and encodes 1123 amino acids. The transcript has 18 exons.
AUGCCUCCCCUUCCCUGGCUGCAUCCUCCCCGCUCUCGGACCUGCCGGAGGUGCUGUGCGCGGGGCAUCGGGAGCGCUGCCCUCCGUCCCGCACAGCCCCGCGGCCGCAGCGAGCCCACCGCAUCCCCCGAGCUCCCCGCCGCAUCCCCCGAGCUCCUCACCGCAUCCCCCGAGCUCCCCGCCGCAUCCCCGCAGCUCCCCGCCGCAUCCCCGCAGCUCCCCGCCGCAUCCCCGGAGCUCCCUGCAGCAUCCCCGGAGCUCCCCACCGCAUCCCCCGAGCUCCCCGCCGCAUCCCCGCAGCUCCCCUCCGCACCCCUCGAGCUCCCCUCCGCAUCCCCGGAGCUCCCUGCAGCAUCCCCGGAGCUCCCCACCGCAUCCCCCGAGCUCCCCACCGCAUCCCCCGAGCUCCCAUCUGCAUCCCCCGAGCUCCCCGCAGCAUCCCCGCAGCUCCCUGCAGCAUCCCCCGAGCUCCCCGCAGCACCGAGGAUGGACACACUCUUCUUCUGGGGCAUCCUGCUGCUCUUCUCUGCCUCCUGCGCUGCGCCCUCGUGCCCAGCGCAGUGCCACUGCGAGGAGGAUGGCAUCAUGCUCUCGGUGGACUGCUCCGAGCUGGGACUUUCCGAGGUCCCUGCCGACCUCAGCCCCCUCACAGCUUACCUAGACCUGAGCAUGAACAACAUCAGCCAGCUGCAGCCCAACACCCUCCGUCACCUGCGCUUCUUGGAGGAGCUACGCCUCUCUGGAAACCAGAUCUCCAGAAUCCCAGGGGAAGCUUUCUCUGGCCUGUACAGCCUGAAGAUUCUGAUGUUGCAGAACAAUCAGCUGAGUCGCAUCCCUGCAGAGGCACUGAGAGAUCUUCCAAACCUCCAGUCUCUACGCCUGGAUGCAAACCUGAUCUCUGUGGUACCCGAGAAGAGCUUUGAGGGGCUGCUCUCCCUGCGUCACCUGUGGCUGGACGAUAAUGCCCUGACGGAGAUCCCUGUCCGAGCUCUGAACCACCUCCCAGCACUCCAAGCCAUGACCCUGGCUCUCAACCAGAUCUGGCACAUCCCUGAUUACGCCUUCCAGAACCUCAGCAGCCUCGUGGUGCUGCACCUGCACAACAACCGUAUCCAAAGCCUGGGUGCCAACGGCUUUGAUGGGCUGCACAGCUUGGAAACCCUGGACCUAAACUACAACGAGCUGCUGGAGUUCCCUGGGGCUAUCAGGACGUUGGGCCGACUGCAGGAGCUUGGUUUUCAUAACAACAACAUCAAAGCUAUUCCAGAGAACGCAUUUGUUGGGAAUCCCCUCCUCCAAACCAUCCAUUUUUAUGACAAUCCCAUCCAGUUUGUUGGACAGUCUGCUUUCCAGUACUUGCCAAAGCUCCACACUCUGUCACUCAAUGGUGCAACAGACAUCAGAGAGUUCCCAAACCUUAAAGGCACCACCAGCCUAGAAGUUUUGACCUUAACCCGGGCAGGCAUCUGUUUACUCCCCAGGGGGAUGUGCCAGCAGCUGCCCAGCCUCCGAGUCCUAGAACUGUCACACAACCAAAUUGAAGAUUUGCCCAGUUUCCACCGGUGUCAGCGGCUGGAGGAGCUUGGUCUCCAGCACAACAGGAUCCAUGAAAUCAGAGCAGACACCUUUGUGCAGCUGCUGGCCCUGCGCUCCAUAGACCUGAGCUGGAAUUACAUCCAGUUUAUUCACCCUGAAGCCUUUGUGACCCUGCACUCACUCACCAAGCUGGACCUGACUGAUAACCGGCUGGUCACGCUGCCUCUGGAUGGUUUGAGUGGACUGACUCAUCUGAAGCUCCAAGGCAACCCAGCUCUCUCUGAGCCCUUCACCAAAGAGAGCUUCCCCAAAAUGAGGGUCCUUGAGGUACCAUAUGCCUACCAGUGCUGUGCCUAUGGAAGCUGCAGCAGCUUCUUCAAGAUGUCCAACCAAUGGGAGGCAGAAGACAUGAGCCCUGAGGAGGAGGAUCCCCACAAGAGGACCAUGGAAUUGUUUCCAGGUCAUGCUGAUAAUCACUAUGACUUAGAUGCAGAUGACCUCCAGCUGGACCUCGAGGAAUCAAAGCUGCACCCGACUAUUCAGUGCACGCCAAGCCCCGGUCCCUUCAAGCCUUGCGAUCAUUUGUUUGAGAGCUGGAUCAUCCGCCUGGGAGUCUGGGUCAUCGUCCUGGUCUCGGUGCUCUGCAAUGGGCUGGUCAUUCUGGCCGUCUUUGCCUCUCCCAGCUACCUCUCUCCCAUCAAGUUCAUCGUCGGCUCCAUAGCUGGAGCCAACAUGCUGACAGGCGUUUACUGCAGCAUGUUGGCGCUCGUGGACGCGCUGACCUACGGCCAGUUCGCCAGGCACGGCGCCCGCUGGGAGACGGGCACAGGCUGCAGGGUCACCGGCUUCCUCUCGGUGUUUGCCUCCGAGGCUGCCGUCUUCCUGCUGGCGUUGGCUGCCGUGCAGUGCAGCGUUUCCGUCUCCUGUGUGCGAGGCUACGGGAAGUCACCCUCCUUAGGCAAGGUUAAGGCUGCUGCCUUUUGCUGCCUGUUGCUGUCCUCCGUGGCUGCCGUCCUGCCUCUCUUCUCCGUUGGGGAAUACGGAGCAUCCCCUCUCUGCCUCCCAUAUCCCAUCCCAGAGGGGAAACCCGCCACCCUGGGCUUCACUGUGGCCUUGGUGAUGACAAACAUGCUCUGCUUCCUGACUAUUACAGGCACCUACAUCCGACUCUACUGCAACCUGAUGAAGGGGGAGUUCAGUGCUGUCUGGGACUGCGCCAUGGUCAAGCAUGUGGCCUGGCUGAUUUUCACCAACUGCCUCCUCUACUGCCCAGUGGCCUUCCUCACCUUCUCCUCCACGCUCAACCUCUUUCUCAUCACCCCAGAGGUCAUCAAAUCCAUCCUCCUUGUGGUCUUGCCCCUGCCUGCCUGCCUGAACCCCUUGCUCUACUUGCUCUUCAACCCCCACUUCAGAGACGACCUCCGCCUGCUGAGGCAGAAAGGCCAGGACAAGGGGAGCUACCCCCAGCCCUGUGGGGCUGACAACAUGGAGAAAAGCUCCUAUGACUCCACUCAGGCUCUGGUGAGCUUCUCUGACAUCGACCACAUAUUUGAGACACCUGAUUCCCUGGGAGUGCACCCCAUCCUUGAGAGCUACAGCUUCCCCUCCAUGACACUUCUUCCCUGCCAGCAAAGGGUGGGCACGAGGGGGAAGGAGAGGGGCUUCCCUGAGCAUUGUCCCUGCCUCAGUGACAAUGAAGUGCUGAUCACUUCAGAGAGCCGAGAUCUGGCCAGCAGCAGCCUCCAGAUAACCUUCCUGCCCUCCCCAUCCACACCAGCCUACACAUCUCAUAAACCUCUGAGUAGCCACGUCGAACAGCCCCACAGCAUGCACUGA